Molecule: messenger RNA, 2633 nt
Organism: Cinara cedri
Lineage: Eukaryota; Metazoa; Arthropoda; Insecta; Hemiptera; Aphididae
Source: the annotation of a GenBank genome assembly
AUCACUCCAAGAAAAACCAUCCGGGAUCCGGCAUCUAAAUCAAAUUCCAAGUCUAUUAUAUAUUAUUAUCCCAUAUCUUCAGAUCCAAAGAUCGAAUCCAAUUCAAGUCUAUUUUUCUGUUUUCAAUAUAUUUUGAUCAUGUAGUUGUUCACCACAUAAAUUUUAAUUUACGAUCGUAUCUAUACCCUAUUGUUAUUUUUCUCCACUCCAGAAAUAAUUAAAUCAAUUUAAUCAUGUUUAGACGAGCCUUUGGAUCGGUUAUUUCAGGUUAGUUACUAUAUUUAAAAUAAAUUUAUUUUUCCUGUAAAAAAAUAAAACAUAUUUUGUAAAGAUGAUUUCUUACUAUGUAUUGUGUACCUAUCAGUUUAAUAAAUUAUGCUCUGCUACCUACCAUAUUGAUUUUAACAAUUUUAAUCUUUGAUAAACUGGUUGUAAUUACAUUAUUUUGUAUCAUUAUUUUUAUCUAUUUAUUAUAUUAUACUUAAUUAUAAUAUGUCUUGAUAUAUUUCAAUUUUUGUCAAAAUUAUUUUUUUAUUUCAACAUUUUAUUUAAUUUUAGUUAUACAGGGUGAUUUUUUUUAUCAUGAACCAACAAUUAUCUCAGAGGAUUUAAAAUGAAUUUGAUUUCUGUUUUUUCUAAUCUUUGUGGAAUCGUUUAAGCUUUAUUUUAAAAUCAUUUUUAAUUUUUUACCCCUAAUCCAUAUACCUUAAAUAAGUACAUACUUUUUAUUUUCAAAUAAGAACCCCCCCCUCAUUUUUGAACACAGACUAUAUAGAUAAUAUUUUUCUAAAAAUUUUGAUAUGCAUAACACUAAUAUCAGAUUUACCGUUUAUGACUUAUUAUGACAGUUUAAAGUUAUGACCUGAGGAGUAGAGAAGGGUCAUAGAUAGGCAAUUUAUUACCUUAUUUGAAAAUCACAAGUAUGCACUUAUCUAAGGUAUAUAGAGUAUGGAUAAAAAAUUAAAAAUCGUUUAAAAUAAAGCUUAAACGAUUCCGUAAAGAUUAGAAAAAACAGAAGUCAAAUUCACUUAAAAUCCUCUGAGAUAAUUGUUGUUUCAUGGUAAAAAAAUCACUCUGUAUAAUAACUCAUAAACAUUGUUAUAGAUGCUAUAACAAUGCCAAUGAAUUCAUUAUUGGAAUCCGUCUUUACACUCUACAUUAAUUUAUCAUGUGCUUAUUUUGUAAUUACAUAAUCAUCAGUUGACUAAUAUUAAUAAUAUUAAUUAAAAUAUUGCCCUUCAAACUAUUAAUAUUUUAUAUUUUCAGGGGGUGUUCGCCUUAUUCGAUCACAAACAGAAAAUGCACCAAUCAAAGCUUCUCAAGUACACUCGUUGAGUUUUUUAUUAAAUAACAACUUUAACCGAUUUGAAACAAGUAGAUUCUAUUCGACAGUUUUGUCCUCCAACUGGAGAUCAACCAAAAACAUUUUUAAUAAGAAUACCUCUAUUGCUCCUUCUAAUAUAAUGUAAGUAUUUAUGUUAUAUUUAUUUAUCAUAGUUAAAACUAAAUUAUUAAAUUGAUUUAGAUACGAAAAAAAUAAAACACUGAAAAAUAUUUAUUUUUAUAUUUUUCAUACUACAUUGUUAUUAUGUUAUUGCAUUGAUAACUGUUCUUUAAAUAUGUCAAAAGUGUCAAUAAUAAUCUGUUUGUAUAUUAUUGUAUUUGAAUUGUAACACAGAAGCUAUGACAUUAUCAAUAAGUAUUUAAAAUAUUAAUAAUUUAUGUACCUUAUUACAGAUGUAACGUUCAACCAAACAGGAACCUAACAAAAUUUUCCUUAAAGAAGGGAAAAAGAAAAACUGUAAAAACAGUUGUUGAUAGAUUUUUCCGUUUGGGGUGGUAAUUAUUUUUAUUGAUCGACUUUAUUUAAUUUGAACUAUUAUAAUUUUAGUGAUUUUUAAUCAAUUGGAUUUAUUAUUAUCAUAUUUAAUUAAUAAUAAAAACUUCACUAAAAUAAUACAAAAUAUUUCAGUUUUCUUUUUGUAUAAGUCAAAUAAAUGGUUAAAAAUAAAUUUUGACUUAUAUAAAUUAUUUGGUCAUAGCAUUCAUUGUUUAUAAUUUCUAGAUUAAAUUAUGUUUCUAUAUUUUAUUAGGGGUAUUUGGAUUCGUACAAAAUGUGGACGUAACAAGAAAAUGUGGAAAAAACCUGCUGCUAGAAAACGUAGACUGAGGCAACACGUGUUUUGUAAUGCCAAACAAUGUUCGCUCUUAGAUAAAAUGACUACUAAAUAUUGGAAGAAAAGGAGGUAUUAUCCAGAUGACCCCUAUGAACCCUAUCACAGUCGUGAAGAAUUUCCAUACACCAGAAAAACACCAUUACCUUAGAGUAAAAAGUAUAUAUUAUAAUAAAAGUGUUUGUAUAAAUAUAGAAUAAAAAAAUAUAAAAAUAUAAUAUUGGAUGUUUGACAACUAUAAUAUUCUAAAUCCUAAAAAUAACAAAGGAACAACAAUGUUUUGUGAUAUCAAUAAUAAUUGACUUUUAAAAAUCUACAUGAGAUGAUAAAUUAUUUGACAUCUUGAUAAGUAUAUCUGGUAUUGUCAAAAAAACCAAUAAACCAAUGAGUGCAAGUGAUCCGCUGCUAAAUGACAAAACGUCUCUGUAAUAGUGUGAACACAGUUCUAAAUUUGUGCAU